This is a messenger RNA of Culex pipiens pallens (northern house mosquito), 1565 nucleotides long. It is a transcript of the gene NitFhit, whose product is annotated as nitrilase and fragile histidine triad fusion protein NitFhit. The transcript has 5 exons. Bases 99 to 1565 code for a protein of 488 amino acids. Lineage: Eukaryota; Metazoa; Arthropoda; Insecta; Diptera; Culicidae. Gene Ontology annotation, biological process: nucleobase-containing compound metabolic process. The record is from RefSeq and is a predicted model, not a curated record. Gene Ontology annotation, molecular function: bis(5'-adenosyl)-triphosphatase activity; hydrolase activity, acting on carbon-nitrogen (but not peptide) bonds, in linear amides.
AGCGCCGAUAAAAGUGUUUACAUUUCUGAUCACCAGACGUCCUUCAAAGCUACUGCUGAUUAGUUUGACCUGAACUAACUUUUAUCUUUCUAGUCUGAAUGCACUCGUCAUUCCUUCGACGGAGCAGCAAUCUGCUGAAGAACUUGACAGGAAGAACUAUGGCAAGUCAAGCGUCAUCUUCCGGACCACGACGAAUCGCAGUGGCUCAGAUGCGAUCGACCAACGAUAAGCAGCACAAUCUGGACCAGGUCAAAACCAUCGUCGAGAAGGCCAAGAGUCAAAAUGCUUCGGUUGUAUUCUUCCCUGAAUGCUGCGACUACGUGGGAAGCUCACGGGAGGAAACGCUCAAACUUUCGGAACCACUCACCGGCGAAACCGUUGGUGAGUACCGAAAGCUGGCCAAAGAUAGCAACGUGUGGCUUUCGCUCGGCGGAGUUCACGAAGCUAUCCCGGAUGAAGCCUCCAAGAUUUAUAACACUCACCUGCUUCUGGACAACCAGGGUCAAAUUGUGGCCAAGUACAGCAAGCUGCACAUGUUCAACGUCAUCACACCGGAGUUCAAGUUCCGCGAGUCGGAGAUGGUGCGUUCGGGCGGCGAGCUUGUCCCACCGGUGGACUCGCCGAUCGGGAAGAUUGGCCUGCAGAUCUGCUACGACGUCCGCUUCUCCGAAGCGAGCACGUUGCUGCGCAAGCAGGGCGCGGAAGUCCUCACGUACCCGUCGGCGUUCGCCGUUUCUACGGGGAAGGCCCACUGGGAGGUGCUUAUGCGAGCACGGGCCAUCGAGAACCAAUGCUUUGUGAUAGCGGCUGCCCAGAUCGGGUUCCACAACAAGAAGCGGGAGAGUUACGGGCACGCAAUGGUCGUCGAUCCUUGGGGGAAGAUACUGGGUGAAGCUGGGCAGCAAGAUCUGGAUGUGGUGAUUGCGGAAUUGGAUUUUGACAAGUUGGCCAACGUUCGCCAGAACAUGCCUUGCUUUGACCAUCGCCGGGAAGACGUCUACAAUCUUUCGUAUGUCAAAGGAACUGCUAGAGCGGAAACAUCCACGACCGAGUACAACUUUGGAGGAAUUGACAUUCCACAGGAUAGUGUAUUCUACACAUCGGAACAUAGCUUCGCCUUCGUAAACAUCCGCUGCGUAGUUCCUGGACACGUUCUGGUGUCCACGCGGCGGUCCGCACCGCGUCUUCCCGACCUGUCACCGGCCGAGAUCAACGACUUCUUCCAGACCGUGUGCAAGGUCCAGCGGGUUGCGGAACGGCUGUACGCGGCCAGCUCGACGACCGUAACCGUCCAGGAUGGACCCGAUGCGGGUCAGACGAUACGGCAGGUGCACUGCCACGUGCUGCCCCGACACGUGGGAGAUUUCCCCGAAAACGACCAGAUAUACGGCGAGCUGCAGCGCCACGAUAAGGAGCCGGAACGGCCCGCGCGGUCGAAGGACGGCCGAACUGCGGACGGCGUCGGCGAACCUUGCCGGGCGGAGUAUCGCGCAGGGCAAAUAUCGGUAUACUGCUUUGCGGGACAAGAUUGGGGCAGUCUCAGCCAGGGUCAGAUGAGCAACUGA